Megalobrama amblycephala (Wuchang bream) is the source of this 5976-nucleotide messenger RNA. Its product is annotated as L-threonine ammonia-lyase. The transcript is spliced from 11 exons. The record is from RefSeq and is a predicted model, not a curated record. Gene Ontology annotation, biological process: L-threonine catabolic process; L-serine catabolic process. Lineage: Eukaryota; Metazoa; Chordata; Actinopteri; Cypriniformes; Xenocyprididae. Gene Ontology annotation, molecular function: L-serine ammonia-lyase activity; threonine deaminase activity. Bases 3424 to 5517 code for a protein of 697 amino acids.
UUCUGGUCCAUCAGGUGAAAAUGGUGCAUCUGAUUCAGUGAAAUAGCAGCAUGCACUCCUCAACGACACACAUGAUUUGAGGAAUCAUCCAUUCCACAUGAAUUGUCCUAAAAACACAUGCUAAUAGUUAAUAUAACUGUAGCAGCAGAGGAAGAAACAGAGUGAAAGUUCAGCCGCAAGUGUUCAAGGGUAAAGUUCACUGUGUACAAUGCGUAAAGCUACUUAAGAGGGAAGGACUCACAAUGGUGCUUACGGAACUGAGGAUAACUUGAGACAAACACAGACUCUCUGACAGCUGAUCUCAUGGAGAGAUUUGCUCCUCUUAUCUUUGAUCUUCUCCACUAGUGACAAUCCUCUGUGCUUUGAUGAAAUCUGGCUGAUUAACUGUGAUCGGUUCCUUUGAAUCCGCAGAUCUAUUUGUUCCCAAGGGAAGUAAAAUUUUCCAAACAUUCUGAGUAUUAAAUGAUUUGUGCCUUCCCACCACUAGAUUCUGCUGGAAAGAGUUUCUUGGCUCCAUCUCAGUAUUGACUUCUCUCUUGGCUAGACUUCCAUCCUUUUCUUUUUCCUGGAAUGGUCAUCAGAGGAAUGAACACGGACAACAAUGAUCCUCCUUCGGGAUCUUCCUCAGCCCUUGUUAGUUUUGUGUGAUGUAUUGAAGCUGUCAGGCACGCCGGCCGUUGGUGUGAUGUCUGGGGUUAGUAUCCGUCUGUAAAUCUUGUCUGCACAUGUCCGUCUGCAUCACGAUGGAUAAAGAGACAUAGGAAACAUUUUAUUACAAGCACCAUAAAACAGGUCCUGUGGAUAAAUAAUAGCAGUUUGCAUGAAAGUGAUUUGAGCGGAGUUUGACGAUUUUCUUUUUUAAUAUUUUUACUAAAUUUGAACGUUUAUGUGAGAUUUCUGUCAACAGGGGCUGAAAGCGAAGACCAAGGCAGAUCAGUCUGUUCACUAGUAAUUGUGUUACUAAGUUAGUGAUGUACCGAAACCUCUAUAGCACUAUCAGUAUUAAAAUUGAGUGUGUAAGUGCAGUGUUUGAACUCUAGACAUGAAUGAUUCAUCAAAUCAUGUAUUUUGUUGAGGAGAGUGUGCUGCUACUUUACUAAUAGAUCUACGGACCAAAAGAUCACACUAGACAGGAGGAAAACACCUAGAGACAACACAGAAAGUCUUAGCAACACCCUGGCAACCACACAAAACACCCUAGCAACACCCUAGCCACACAGAACACCCCAGCAACACUCUAGCGACCACACAGAACACCCUAGCAACUACACAGAACACCCUAGCAACACCCUAGCCAAACAGAACACCCUAGCAACACCCUAGGCACACAGAACACCCUAGCAACACUCUAGUGACCACACAGAACACCUUAGCAACAACAUAGCAACUACAUGGAACACUCUGGCAACACCCUAGUUGCACAGAACACUCCAGAAACACUCUAGCGACCACACAGAACACCUUAGCAAUACCCUAGCAACCACACAGAACACCUUAGCAACAACAUAGCAACUACACGGAACACUCUGGCAACACCCUAGUUGCACAGAACACUCCAGCAACACUCUAGCAACUACACAGAACACACUAGCAACACCCAAAUUGCACAGAACAUCCCAGCAACACUCUAGCGGCCACACAGAACACCUUAGCAACACCCUAGCAACACUCCAGCCACACGGAACACCCUAGCAACUCCCUAGCAACACUCCAGCUACAAAAAACACCCUAGCAGCAAAGAACACCUCAGCAAACCUCUAGCGAGUAGCGACCACACAGAACACCUUAGCAACACAUUAGGAACUACACAGAACACCUUAGCGACACCCUAGCAACUACACAGCACACCCUAGCAACACCCUAGCUACACAGAACACCCUAGGCACACAGAACCUCCCAGCCACACUCUAGCAACCACACAGAACACCCUAGCAACACCCUAGAUGCACAGAACACUCUGGUCACACUCUAGCAACUACACAGAACACCCUAGCAACACCCUAGAUGCACAGAACACUCUGGUCACACUCUAGCAACUACACAGAACACCCUAGCAACACCCUAGAUGCACAGAACACUCAGGUCACACUCUAGAAACCACACAGAACACCCUAGCAACACCCUAGAUGCACAGAACACUCCAGCCACACUCUAGAAACCACACAGAACACCCUAGCAACACCCUAGAUGCACAGAACACUCUGGUCACACUCUAGCAACUACACAGAACACCCUAGCAACAACCUAGCCACACAGAACACCCUAGGCACACAGAACCUCCCAGCCACACUCUAGCAACUACACAGAACACCCUAGCAACACCCUAGAUGCACAGAACACUCUGGUCAUACUCUAGCAACUACACAGAACACCCUAGCAACACCCUAGAUGCACAGAACACUCUGGUCACACUCUAGCAACUACACAGAACACCCUAGCAACACCCUAGAUGCACAGAACACUCUGGUCACACUCUAGCAACUACACAGAACACCCUAGCAACACCCUAGAUGCACAGAACACUCCAGCCAAACUCUAGAAACCACACAGAACACCCUAGCAACACCCUAGAUGCACAGAACACUCCAGCCACACUCUAGAAACCACACAGAACACCCUAGCAACACCCUAGAUGCACAGAACACUCUGGUCACACUCUAGCAACUACACAGAACACCCUAGCACCAACCUAGCCACACAGAACACCCCAGCCACAUUCUAGCAACUGCAUAGAACACUCUAGCAACACCGUAACCACACAGAACACUCUAGCAACCAAACAGAACACCUUGGCAACAUCAUAGAAACCACACAGAGCACCCUAUCAACAUAGAAACCACACAGAACACCCUAGCAAUACCCUAGCAUCCACACAGAACCCCCAGGCAACACCCUUACAACCACACAGAACACUCUAGCAACAUCCCUGCUUUAUAUAUCAUAUCAUAUCAUGUUUGUUCCACGUCCAAACUCAGUAUUUGAGUCUCACAAAGUCUGGAGCAGCAUAAAUGAUGAGUGAAGUCAGAGGUGAUCUGUGAUCCCGUCUGAAGAGGAUUUGGCCAGUCCUAGAGGUCAGAGCUUGAGGUCUUAUGGGGGACACUUUCUGCUGGACGAGAGUCUGAGGUCAUUAUUCUCUGGGAAGCAUUAAGUCCUCAUCUAUCCCGUUAGAGUGUCUGAUUAUACCACGUGAGCGGCGGGUUAAGACCAGGUCUGAUACAGGAAUAGAGCUGUAGGUGGAGUCCUGGAGGGGUGGAAAGGCCGGCAGUGACUCUAGCGUGUGAUUACUGGUAAUCCCUCUUUAAAUAACCCUGAGCAGUAAGCUAAUGUCCUGUAGGACGACUGAGAAAGAGGACAAUACUGUUGGAUAGAUACACACACAUCAGAGAGCAUCUGCGCAGCUUGGUGUUUCAUGUCAACUUGAGGAUGAAUUUUGCAGCACAGCUUUUUGCAAACUUUGUGAAUGACGGCUUGCAGCCACAAGAGACACGGAGAGGCUUUAAUGACAGCGAGGAAUAUGAUCCCUUCUGGCAGAGGUGGGAAACCGUAGCAUGUAAAUCUGAAACCUUUAAAGUGUCUCCAACACCUAAUAAUUCCCAGUGUCCUCUUGAGUCUGAGAGAUGUAAUAGUUCAGAGACAGAUGUGGAUGCAAUUAGAUACCAUGUAGUGACUCCUUCCCAUCCUGCGGUUCCCCCAUCCAGUGACUCACAUUCACCUGCACCUGCCCGUAAAACACCCAAACAAAGACGCCAGCCUGAACCCUCAGUGGCUACAGCUCACAUUCUUCAUCCCAGAGAGUCUCAAGCUGGAGUGUCAAAGAGAGUCGAUGAUCCUCAACCCGCUUCUAAAGCUCCCGGUCCAUCUCUUGUAGAUCCAGCAGAGCCGCCCUCGUCUGUAGCUCUCCCUCUGUUCCCACAGCUCACCGAAAACGCACCUUUCCUGUCGCUCUUCCAGGCAUUAGUGUACAUCCUCCUCAGACUCUUCCUCUCCUUCAUCCUCCUCUUCCUGCCACGCACAGAGCAGCGCCGAGGUUCCUCCAAACCCGACUGCUCCUUCCACAGCGGCCCGUGCGCAAAAGACGCCCAUGUCGUUAACGGCCGUGUGGGUCGCCGCUCAACUCUCAUCUGCCCAGAACGCCUGAAAGACUUUGGAGCUGAGGAAUACCUCAAUGGAGAUGUGAAGGUCUUCCAGACCACCAUCUCGGAACCACCGGAGGUCCAGUUGAUGUCAACACCAAAACCGUCUGUUAAGAAAGGCGGCGAGGGCAAAUCAGUACCCAAAGUUGCUCCUGAACAUCUGCGCUUUGAGGACAUCAGCGCGGCCGCAUUCAAACUCCAGCAGUCAGGCAUUCAGAAAACUCCCUGCACGUACUCCAGACUGUCCAAACAGUACGGGAUGGAAAUCUACCUGAAGAAAGAGCUUCUCCAUUACACUGGAUCUGUGAAGGAGAGAGGAGUUCUGUACCUGCUGUCCUCACUCAAACAGGAUCAGCAGAGGAAGGGUGUGAUUGUGGCCACGGACUGUAACUUCUCCAUGGCAGUGGCGUAUCAUGCAGUUGAGAUGAGGAUUCCCGUGUUCGUCAUCAUGCCGGCGUACAGCUCUCCUCCACGCCUGCGCAUGUACAGAGACUACGGAGCCAUGGUCAUCUCCUACGGCAGCACAGCGCGAGACUCCAUCAACCAUGCGCGCCACCUGGCCAAAGAGAACGGAUACCUGUGUCUCGAGGAGGAUGACAGCGCCGUGUAUCUGGCAGGCCUGGGCACCGUGGGUCUGGAGAUCUACGAGCAGGUGCCCAAGCUCGACGCCGUCAUCGUGCCCGCGGGUGGACACUGUGGCCUCCUGGCAGGAACCGCAGCCGCCAUCAAACACCUGAACCCUCGCAUCUCUGUCAUAGGUGUUGAACCAGAGGAGUUUCCUCUUCUACUGCAGUCACUCAAAACUGAUUCCCCCAUUAAAGAUCUCUACUGCAACCCCAACAAGAAACUCUACAGAGAUUUGGUGGAUCACUCUCUGGGAACACAUACCUUUCAGCUGGCCAAGAAACUGGUGGACAAAGUCAUUUCUGUCAGGGAGGCGGACGCUCUGGUGGCCAUGCUGAGGUUUCAGGAGUAUGAGCGCUCGACCGUGGACACAGAAGGAGCCAUGGGUUUGGCCGCCAUCUUAGCUGGACAACUGCCAGAGCUUAAAGGCAAAAGGGUGGCGGUGGUGGUGAGCAGUGCAAACAUGGAACUGGACCUGGUUCUGCAGUGUGUGGAACGAGCUCUGGUUCUGGAUGACAGAGUCGGUCGCUUCACGGUGCAGCUGGCGGACUGGCCUGGAGACAUGGCCAAACUACUAGACCUGCUGGCCAGAGAGGACGUCAGGUUGCUGGAUGUUUGCCACAGACGCUAUAGUGAUAAAGCAGAGCUCUUCAAAGCACAGGUCGAGUGUGUUGUUGAAAUGAGGGAUAAAAGUCAGAACUCACAGCUGCGGCGGACGCUGUCAGACCGCUAUCCGUCACUGCGCUGGCUGGAGCGGUGAUCCACACACACACACACACACGCACACGCACACGCGCACACACACAUACACAAACACACAUUCUCUCUCUCUCUUUCUCACACGCACACACACACAUUUUGUCAUAAUUACAAAAGCACGAUUAUGUGUCAGAUCUCAGGAUCUGACACUGAUCACUGCUGUUUGACAAACACACACAAACAUAGCAUUUAGAAGAAAAGACAACAUUUAAAUACUCUUAGUGUCAAUGAUGUCACAUGAAACAGAGAUCAAAUAUGGGAGUAAAGAUCAUUCCACACUGAUUGAAUUGAUUAUUAUUAUUGGAUAUCCUGUAGACGGGGAUGAUCUUUAUGGGAGAAGGUUUGAGCUGUACAUAACUUUAUUUAUAAACGUCACUGAAUGUUUGAUGUGGAAACUAGCUGUUGUGACGUCUGCUGUAUUUAGCCUAAGAACAUAAAGGUUCAUCCUGUAUAUAUCAAA